Messenger RNA from Diatraea saccharalis (sugarcane borer), 1911 nucleotides. Lineage: Eukaryota; Metazoa; Arthropoda; Insecta; Lepidoptera; Crambidae. The record is from the annotation of a GenBank genome assembly.
GUCAUUGUCAUAUAAAUGUCACAUCUGCUGUCAUCUGAUUUUGUGCAAUUUAAAAAAUCAUUAAAAUAUAAUUAUUGGUCAAAUAAAAAUCCUUAUUGUAACAAGUUAAAUAAUUUUAUAACAUGUGAGUGAUGAGUUGUACAGAAAAUGAAAGUAGCCCUUUUGUCGUAUUCUUCUUACCAGCGGUCGUCGGCUGUCUGACUAUACUCCUGGCGAGACGCUGGGCAAAUUCUCAAGUUAACAGUACGUCUUCAACAGCCGUCUCAAGGCGGCGGAAGAUUAUCAAAGAUCCUCUUGUUAAGAGACCUUUACCACCGAUCGCCUGCAAAAUGGUUGCGCCGGGUUCUAAGAAAUCUAGCUCAUCUAAAAAGGGGAAUUUUGCAACUGAAGAAGACAGUAAUUGUGGGGGACAUGUCAGAAAGACAAAUCGUCCCACAAGAGUUGUUUCUGCACCAGCCCCCACAGUUGGUCUUACAGAAACAAAGUUGGCAGAAGGGCCUAUUCCACCCAAACAUAUACCAUUUCCAUACAUACCACAGGAUGGUACUUUACUAUUUGAAACAAUGACAUUUGUUUUCUUGCUGGUGGCAGCUGGACUGCAAUUUCUGAACCUUUAUAGGACAGCAUGGUGGCUUCCACAUUCAUAUACUAAUCAGGCGAUGCACUUUUACUUGAUAGAUCCACACCUAGUGGCAUUCAUUGUAACCAUAGUAUCAAGAAGAUUUCUGCUGGCAGCAUCGCUUGCAAUUCUAAGGUUGUUCCUUGCUCCCAAGUUGCUGCCACAUGCUACCAUCGCUGCUAGAAUGUUCAUAUUAGGAGUAGUACUUGGAGCUCUUACUUGGUGUUCAUACUUCAUUGUGCUCAAAUACCCAUUUGUCAAAAUAUUCUACCUGUGUUACCCGGUGGUUAUAUACUUUAUAUUAUUUGGUCUUCAAUCAAGUCCAUUUUUGGACUUGAACAACUCUGAAACUCCUCCAUUGCACUGCUGUUCUCAUGACCCUGUGCAAAUAAGGUCUGAGGUUGAUGUGCUCAGAGAGGAUUUCAACUUAAGAGUGAAAAAAAUUAUCUUUAAUUCAGUUAUUGGAGCAUAUUACACAAGUUUCAUUCCAUGCUGUUUUGCACAGUCAUACUUAAACUAUGACGUGUACGCGUCGUCACAGCAAGUAGCGUUUGUAUGGGCGGGGUUGUUCGGUCGUUACGCUGGUCAGCUGUUGUCCGCGGCUUAUUGUGACGUAUCGCAUCGGGCCGCGUUACAUCUGGGGAGGUGGCGGCUCGACGCAGAGGGUACAGAUUCAUCGUUGGAUGUCCCGUCGUGGUCGGCCUCCAAGCUGUGGGCGCGCGGCGCGACCGUCCGCUGGUGCGGGGGCACGUUCUACGCGACGGCCGCCACCGCCGCGGAGCCCGCGGACCCUACACAUACACGCUUCUAUGCGGUGUUCAUAAAUCCAUCCACAAUGCUGUGUCUUCUACUGUGCAUGCAGCUCUCCUUAAUAGUUUUAGAGCUGUGUCUACUCUUCAGUUCUGUAGCGUGGCACAACUUCAUCUCUAUAAUAAUAUUGUUGUUCAUUAAUUACUACACCUUGUUUAAAGUAAUGCGAGACUAUCUCAUAGCGUGGAAAGUUUAUAAAGCUGAAAAUAUGAUACAAGAUAAAAACAACAUUGUACAACCAAUGAACUAAUCGAUUUCUUCAUUUGAAAAAAGAUAUAUUGCGCACAAAAAUUGCUAAGGAUUUUUUUUUAUCAUGAGAUUAUAAAUCAUUCGGCGAUAUUGCGUUAAUAUAAUGUAAUUUCGUUAAAAAGUUUAUUUGAAAAACUAUCAGAUAGUGUUGUAAUAUCAGUUCCUUUAAAUCGAUAAAGAAAUCUAGUCUUUAAAUUCUUUAACCUACAAUAAACGAUUGGAUAUCCCAUAUU